Apis mellifera (honey bee) is the source of this 3403-nucleotide messenger RNA. Its product is annotated as myb-like protein X. The record is from RefSeq and is a predicted model, not a curated record. NCBI's taxonomy places the organism in Eukaryota, Metazoa, Arthropoda, Insecta, Hymenoptera, Apidae. The coding region runs from base 116 to 3403 and encodes 1095 amino acids. The transcript has 7 exons.
ACAAUAUAGUAAAAAUGUAUAAGUCGUUAAUUUAAAUUCAUUUGUUAUAACACGUGUUAGUGAAACUAUUUAUUAAGUUAUUGUUAAUUUUUAUACAAAUUUUUAAUAACAAAAAAUGCCACGAAAAUCAAUUAAUGAAAUGGUUACAAAGCAUGAUGACAAGACUCGUGGUCUUAUUGAAACAGUAUCACUUCAUUCACCACUUCGUAGAAGUUCAAGAAUUAAACAAAACCUUAAAAAAAAUGAUUCUUCACCUGAAUUGUCUCUAAAUGAUGUUAAUAAUAUACAAAUUCCAAGACAACAAAUAACUACUAUUGACAAUAUUAUUUCUAUUGAAAAUCAAAGAAAGUUACGUUCUAGAACAAAUAUUAUAUCAUCAGAUAUUAUUAAAGUCCUAGAAACAGAUAUUAGUACACCAAUAAAGAAAACUAGAAAUAAUCCUAAUAAUAAUAAAAUGACAGAUAGUCGAAGAAGUAAACAUUUUUUAAAAAUUGAAUCAGAAACAAAUUCACCAUCAGUAAAAAACGCAUAUAAUAUAAGAGCUAGUUCUGUGGAACUUGAAACUACAUCUGAUAAAUUAACAGAAAAACAAAACAAUGAAUUAAUAAAAACAUCUAUUAAAACAAAAAGGCAAUCUUUAUUAAUACCUUCAGAAAUAAUUGUUACAGAAGAGAAAGAAGAAUUAAUGAAACCUUCUAGAAUAACUUUAAAUCGUACAUUAUCCGAUAUUAAUGAAAAUAUACAAUCAGAUUCAAAAAGUUCUUUUAAAUCUAUACAAAAAAAUGAACCAUUGUCACUCCCAAUAAAUAAAUGUGAUCCAAGUAAUAAGAGUAUAUGUGAAGAACAUUUAAAUAACAUUGAUACUCUCACUGAUUUUGUUGAAGAAGUACUUGACACAAAAAAACAGCCAGAGGAAGAAUCUGUGCAAAAUGAAUCCAAUGAUUCAAUAAUAUUAAUAAAACAAUAUACGAACGAAUUAAAAUCUGAAAAAAAAUAUUCAAAUAAUAAAACAAUAACUAAAGAAUAUCAAGAAAAAUUUGAAGUUGAUGAUGAUUCUAAUACAAAUUUAUUUCAAGACAUUUCAGUUAUUGAAUGGAAAGAGAAAAACAAUGAAACUGAUAAAAAUUCUUUAAAUUUGUUAAAUGAAAAAAAUGAAAAGGAGAGUGAAUGUGAUCUUGUUUUAGUUGAUAAAGAGGCAUGGUUAUCUGCGGAAAAACUGAAAAAAAAUAAGAAAAAAACAUUUGAUUAUGAUUCAGAUGAUACUAUUGUAUUAAAAGUACAAAGAGAUUCCAUGAAAGCAGAAAAUGAUACAGAUAUAAUGAUGGAUAUGUCAGAAGAUACAUGUAAAUUAAAUAGUAGUAAAAAUAAAUCUUCUACUAGCAAUAAACAACAAACUAUGAAAAAUAAAAAUAAAGAAAAAAAAGAAGUAAAAAGUGAUAUGGAAGAUACAGAAGAAGAUAUAAAAUUACAAAGUAUAGAGAUAACAGAUCGAAAAUCAUUGAGAGAUAAAACAAGAAAAAAAUUGAAAAAAAAUUAUUCAAAAACAGCUAAUGUUUUAUCCGAUUCUGAAAGAAAUAAAGAUAUUUCUGACUCAGAUGACACACAAAAAAAAUUCAUGAAUAUACCUAAAUUUUUAUUUGCCGAAACCAGCGAUAGUGAGAACAAUGAUAGUGAAUCUAAUAAUAGUAUAGAUUCUGAUAUUCAGAAGGAAUAUAAUUUUCACGGUAAAAACAUUUCGAAGUUUUCCGAUGAUGAUAUACCAGGAGAUGAAUGUAGAGCAUCAGAGACAGAAUUAUCAGAUCUAGAUGAUAAUGGAUCAGAUAUGGCAGAUUUUAUAGCUGAUGAUGAUGAAAUUGAAGAAGAAGAAGAAGAAGAAAGUGAAAGUGAAGAGGAAGAAAAUGAAGAAAUUGAAAACAAAGAGAAGGAGAAUGAAGAAAAUGAAAGUGAAGAGAAAGAAAAUGAAGAAAUUGAAAUUGAAGAAAAGGAAGAUGAAGAAAGUGAAAGUGAAGAAAAAGAAGAUCAAGAAAUUGAAAUUGAAGAAAAAGAAGAUGGAGAAAGUGAAGAGAAAGAAGAUGAUGAGAAAGAAGAAAUUGAAAUUGAAGAAAAGCAAGACAAAAAACAUGAAGAGGAGAAAAAUGAAGAAAUUGAUGUUGAACUAGAUAUUAAAGAGAAUGUUAAAAAAAGUAAGAAAAAGGACAAAGAUAAAAAGCGAGAUCAGAAUAUUGAAAAAUCAUUAAAUGGAUCUCAAAUAAUAUUUAAUAAAAAAAUAAAAGAUCUUGAUGUCAAAAUCGAUAAUUCAAAUGCAAAAGAAAAUAUCAAUGAAUCAAUGGUAUAUAGUACUCCUAAAAUUAAUUUAUCUGAUAAAGAAAAAUUUAAUAUUAAAACUUAUAUUCAGAAAAAUUUGUCUCUUGAUGAGGAAAAAAGUAAAGAUAUAACGCUAAAGAAAAAAUCAAAAAAAUUAAAAAGCAAUGAAAGUCUUGCACAUAGAAGUCUUCCAUCUGAAUUAAUUGAAUUUGUAACAGAAACAAAUCUGUCAAGGCCAAUGUCAUCUAAAGUAUUAGGAUUAAACAAAACAACAUUAAUUUUGGGAAGCGACACACCUACAACAAGAUAUUUGAAGAAAGAUAAAUUAAAUGAAAGUGCACCAAUACUGAAAUCAGAUAUCAUGUUCAAAGAAUUAACGAAUACUAAUAGUAGUAAGGAAAACGAUCAAAUUGAAAAAGAAAAUGAAAACGACAAUGAAAAAAACAAAAAAAUAUCUAAAGAAGUAGAUGAUUCUUUAGAAAAAAAAUCACUUAAUGUUAUGGAUAAUAUAUUAGAAAAAGAUCUUCAAAAAAUGAAAAAAAAACGAAAGCAAUCAACAAUAAAGGAAAUAAUUGAUCCUAUAUUAUUUGAAAAUGAUUUUCAAUUGAAUAAACUUGAUACAAAAAUAGUAAAGAAAACUGAACAUUUUGUUCCUUUUAUUAAUACUGGUGAUAAUGAGACAAAAAAAGUAGAUAAGAUAAAAAAAAAGAAAAAGAAAACACAUGAUAUUAAUGUACAAAUGAAAGAAGAAGUAAUUAUUGAAGAUAUUAUUGAAAAUAAAUCGAAAAAUCUUGAUGAAGAAAUACUUAAUGAAGUAAAUAAAAAAAAGAAAAAAAAAAAUAUACUUGAAAACAUUUCAGAUUCAUCAAAUAUAAAUAAAGAAAAUAAUAUAAUAAAGAAAAAGGAACAACAAUCAGAAACCUAUCCAGAAUCCAAACCUAAAAAAAGAAAGAUAUUUGUAGAACAGGAUUUUAGUUUACCAAGUAAUUCUGGAAGUACUACUGAUUUUGAUGUCAUUGAUAUACAAAAGAUUAGACACAAAAAAAAUAUUUCAUUUCGAGAUAGAAUGCUUGCUAAAAAUCCAAGACAAUCUCUGUAG